Motacilla alba alba is the source of this 1264-nucleotide messenger RNA. It is a transcript of the gene TSPAN8, whose product is annotated as tetraspanin 8. The coding region runs from base 320 to 1024 and encodes 234 amino acids. Lineage: Eukaryota; Metazoa; Chordata; Aves; Passeriformes; Motacillidae. The transcript is spliced from 8 exons. Gene Ontology annotation, cellular component: membrane. The record is from RefSeq and is a predicted model, not a curated record.
AAUUUACUUUUGAGGCGUAGGACAAGUCAUAGGAUUAUUACAGAGAAGUACAAACCACAAGACACAGUAAGAACCUGGAGACUUGGUGAUAACAAUGGUAGUGCUUCCUUAAUGCUUGGUUAAUAUUUACCAGUGAUAAAGCAACUAUUUAAGCAAUUGUGGAUGACUUGGUCAUAACAUUUGCUUUCAGGAGCAGAGCACGGUGUAUUUGACAUGUUUUGAGAGGUUUUCUGAAGACACAGGAACAACUUUAAUAUUGAGGUCAAACUCUUAGGAAAGCUUCUUUUGCAGCACUUGUUUUUGACUCGGCUUGUUGAAAAUGGCGGGUGUAAGCAAAUGCAUGAAGUACUCCAUGUUCAUCUUCAACUUUUUCUUUUGGGUGUGUGGUUGCAUUAUUUUGGGAUUCUCUAUAUGGAUACGUGUUAGCAGUGCUCAGCAGGGGCUAGACAACAGCAUGCUUGGAGGAGUUAAUCUACUAAUAGCCGUAGGCUCCAUCAUCAUGAUCCUUGGGUUCCUCGGGUGCUGUGGUGCUGUAAAGGAGAGCCGGUGCAUGCUGAUGUUGUUUUUUAUUGCACUGCUUCUGAUACUGAUUCUUCAGGUCACAGCAGGUGUUUUAGGAGCAGUGUACAAACCUCAGGUUGAAGAAGCCUUUAACAUUACUCUAAGCGAAGGUGUAAAUGCACUGCAAAGUACUACAGGAGAAUAUAAAGAGUUUCAGAAAGAUUUCCAGGAGCUGCAGAAAACGUACCAGUGUUGUGGAUUGAAGAAUGGAGCUAAAGACUGGGGAGAAAAUUUUGACAAACAAAAUGACAUCUGUCUGUGUGAAGCAGAGAAGCCAUCAACAGACCUCUGCAUCAACUAUAAAAACAGAUACAUCUAUAAAAAAUCCUGUGGAGAAGUGAUUAUGCAACAAAUUAAAGACAAUCUGGUCAUAGUUAUGGGGAUCGCCUUUGGACUGGCUGUUGUUGAGAUUCUUGGUUUGGUGUUUUCUAUGACACUCUACUGCCAGAUUGGGAGGAAAUGAAACUGUGAAAAUGUCAGAAUGACUUCACCAGUCAAAUCAAGACCUUUCUAGAAAGAGGGCUAGAAUUUGGGCUGCCACAUUCAGAUAAAUAUGUGCAUGUCCCCGCAGCUGUUCUGAUGAAAAUGGCAGCCCUUGUGCUCAUGGAUACUUAACAACUUGCAAAAUGACCUCUUUAUAGUUGGUAAGACUUAAUGAUGUGAAUAUGUUUUUUUAUUUGCAAUAAACAUAUUUGUUUGUGUU